Molecule: messenger RNA, 678 nt
Organism: Myxocyprinus asiaticus (Chinese sucker)
Lineage: Eukaryota; Metazoa; Chordata; Actinopteri; Cypriniformes; Catostomidae
Product: acid-sensing ion channel 2-like
Exons: 2
Coding region: 7-678 (223 amino acids)
Biological process (GO): sodium ion transmembrane transport
Cellular component (GO): membrane
Molecular function (GO): ligand-gated sodium channel activity
Source: RefSeq, a predicted model, not a curated record
UUGGCUAUGGUCAAAGGAGGUGUGUGCGUGUCAGUCAUGGACCUGAAAGAGAGCUGUGGAAGCGAGGCCAGUCGUGAGACCGAGAGUGGCGGCAUGGGAAGCAUGAGAGGCCCCUCGUCUUGGCAGUCCUUUGCCCAACGAAGUACCCUACAUGGUCUACGCUACAUCUUUCCCUUCUCUUCCUCCUCUUCUUCCUCCCCUCGCCGCUCUGCUUCACGCCGUCUGCUCUGGAGCGCAGCCCUGCUGGCCAGCCUGGUGCUACUGGUCCUGGAGAGCACAGAGCGGCUGGCCUACUUCCUGUCCUACCCCCAUGUCACCAGCGUGGACGCUGUAGUUUCUGGCAGCCUUGUCUUUCCCGCCAUCACCGUCUGUAAUCUGAACGCCUUCCGUUUUACGCAUCUCACACAGAAUGACCUCUACCACGCCGGGGAACUGUUGGCCCUGCUGGAUGUGCACCUGCAGAUUCCUGAGCCGCACCUGACCGAGCCCCACGUGCUGGCCUUUCUCACUGAUAAAUCCAACUUUACUAACUACCGGCCAAAGCCUUUCAGCAUGCGGGAAUUCACAGAGAGAGUGGGCCAUGACCUGAAGGACAUGAUGCUUUAUUGCCGUUUCCAGGGCCAGGAGUGCAGCCAUCAGGACUUCAAAACGGUGAGUACCAGGAAGAUGCUUAUUUGA